Molecule: messenger RNA, 2619 nt
Organism: Fusarium coffeatum
Lineage: Eukaryota; Fungi; Ascomycota; Sordariomycetes; Hypocreales; Nectriaceae
Exons: 6
Coding region: 1-2619 (872 amino acids)
Biological process (GO): cell motility; phosphatidic acid biosynthetic process; intracellular signal transduction
Molecular function (GO): D-type glycerophospholipase activity
Source: RefSeq, a predicted model, not a curated record
AUGGGGGAACACAAGCGCACCGAGUCGUUGCUUGACAAGCUCAAGAUCAGCGACGGUCUUCACGAUGCGAAAGUUCAUUUGGUUCACCAAAAACAUAAAAUUGGCAAAUUGGCAAACCUGUUCAAUCGAAACCAUAGACACGAUGAAGAGCACGAACAGCGUUGUGACGAGAAGCGCACCGCUAUUUGCGAGCAGAAUCGCUACAAAUCUUACUUCCCUAUGCGUGCUGGUAACCGUGUGAAGUGGUAUGUUGAUGGUAGAGACUACUUCUGGGCUGUCUCUAUCGCGCUCGAAAACGCCAAAGAAACUAUAUACAUUGCCGACUGGUGGCUGUCACCCGAACUCUUCCUCCGCCGUCCUGCCUACAAGGAGCAGGAGUUUCGAUUGGACAAGAUUAUAAAGCGAAAGGCCGAACAGGGAGUUCAAAUCUAUGUCUCUGUAUACAAGGAGGUUGAACAGGCCUUGACGUGCAAUUCAGCUCAUACCAAGCAUGCGCUGAGGAAGCUCUGUCCUAAAGGCAGCCCCGGAUAUGGAAACAUCCAUGUUGGCCGACAUCCUGAUCAUAAUGUUUUCGAAAACUUUGGCGACAUGACUUGGUACUGGGCUCAUCAUGAGAAGUUCAUUGUCAUUGAUUACGAAAUCGCUUUCGUUGGUGGUCUCGAUCUCUGUUUCGGACGAUGGGAUAACAACCAACACCCUCUUGCCGACAUCCACCCUACUGACGUACGCGACGAGAUCUGGCCAGGCCAGGACUUUAACAACAAUCGUAUUAUGGACUUUCAAAACGUUGAAAGCUGGCAGGACAACGAAUUGAGCAAGGCUGACUUCGGGCGCAUGCCCUGGCACGAUGUGGCGAUGUGUAUCCAAGGUAUGUCCACCAUUCAACACCAAAACUUCUCCAGAACUCCCAGAACUCCCAGAUCUGACUCAAAUGAAGGCCCUACGGUAUAUGAUGUAGCGGAACACUUCACCCUUCGCUGGAAUUUCGUAAAGCGUGAUAAAUAUAAAAGAGAUGAAAGAUUCGACUGGUUGACGAUGGAGGGUCGCGAGGGCGAGGACGAGGACCUCAUUGGAGUCCAGCGCCCUAAACACCCAGUUGGAGAAUACGUCAAGCACCCAAUCACUCCUUUAAGCACCAAGGGACUGAAUGACGUGGGAGGCACUGUUAAUUGUCAAAUUGUGCGGUCGAGCGCUGACUGGAGUCUCGGCAUCUUGACGGACCACAGUAUCCAGAACGCCUACAUCGAGAUUAUUUCAAAGGCCCAGCACUACGUUUACAUCGAGAACCAGUUCUUCAUCACUGCAACUGGUGAUCAACAGGCUCCGAUCAAAAAUCAGAUUGGUCGUGCCAUUGUCGACGCCAUUGUCCGCGCCGCCAAGGAGGAGCGCAAGUUCCGCGUUAUGGUUCUCAUCCCCGCAAUUCCUGGAUUUGCUGGUGAUUUACGAGAGGAAGCUGCUACGGGCACGCGUGCUAUCAUGGAUUACCAGUACAAGUCUAUUUGUCGGGGUGAGGACUCCAUUUAUGGACAGUGUCGCGCUCAGGGCGUAGACCCCACAAAGUACAUCUUCUUCUUCAACCUCCGAUCAUACGAUCGUCUUAACAAGACGCCUGGUAUCAUCAAGGCGGAGAAGGAUACAGGUGUAAGCUACCAGCAAGUCCAACGUGCUGAAGCCGAAGAGAUCAUGGGUGAAGGAAUCCACGGUUCUUACAAUGUGGGCGGCUCGGGCUCGGAGUCUGAGGGAGAUGAACACAUGCACCGCGACAAAGAUAAGAAAGAACUUGAUGAAGAUAUCAAGAAGAUAUUCGAGGCGCGAAAGAAGUUCGAGGCUGCCCUGCCCCAGGAGUCUGUCCACACAACAUCCUCAGUCGCCCAUCACGCGAUGGCUAGUACUGGUGAUGGCGUAGGACUCAAGGAGGAGCCCUGGUUCGAGGAAGACCCUGAAUCUGAGGUCAAGAACUGGAUCCAAGAGGAACUCUACAUUCAUGGAAAGCUCUUGCUCGUUGACGAUAGAAUCGCCGUUUGCGGAAGCAGUAACCUCAACGACCGAAGUCAACUUGGUGAUCACGACAGUGAACUGAGUGUCGUCAUGGAGGAUACUCGCAUGAUUCCCAGUGUUAUGAAUGGCCAGCCUUACGAGGCCGGCUACCAUGCGGCCACACUGCGCCGCUAUCUCUGGCGCGAACACUUGGGACUCCUUCCCCCACAAGAGCACGACGCAUCCAACGACAUUAACGCCAUGCCCGUCAAUGUUAACCCUGAGAAUAACAUUCAUGAUCAGGAUGAAUCUUACAAGUUUGUUGAGGAUCCGCUCAGCGACGAACUUUGGGAGAUGUGGACUGGUCGAGCAGACAAGAACACUCUUCUCUACCGACAUCUCUUCCACGCCGAUCCCGACGAUCACAUCAAAACCUUCGAAGAUUAUGACCAGUACUUGCCACCCAAGGGCGUUAAAGCCGGCCACAUCUUUGACCUCUUCCAAUUCCCCAACGACGUGAAGGAUAAGCUAGCACAGAUUCAAGGACACCUGGUCUGGUUCCCUCUGAAGUUCCUCGAGGAUGCCGAGAUGGCCGAGUGGGGACUUCAAGUCAACGCUGUCACCGAGUCUAUUUACACGUAG